Molecule: messenger RNA, 3243 nt
Organism: Closterium sp. Naga37s-1
Lineage: Eukaryota; Viridiplantae; Streptophyta; Zygnematophyceae; Desmidiales; Closteriaceae
Source: the annotation of a GenBank genome assembly
AUGGCCAUGGCGGGGUUGCAACACCAGGACGGCGGCUUGAGCACGAGCAGCAGCGGCAGGGAGAGCAAGACGAUGAAGGAGAGGCAGGCGUCGGCGGCGCUCGAGGAGCUGCGCGCCAUCGUGCAGGCGUGCGCGACCAUGCUCAACAAGAAGCCGGCGUCGCUGAAGCGCGCGUUCGAGCGGCGGCACCCGCAGGUGGCGGGGGAGACGGACAGCGCGCUGUACGGCAGCCACCUGCUGCUCUUCGCGCUCCACCGCGCCCUCCGCGCCUGCACCCUGCGCACCGCCCUCGCCGCCUCCAAGACCGUGCCACUGGACCAGCUGCUGUACCGCAGCAUAACCACCUUCGCCACUCUGCACCGCAUGCACCUCGAGGCCCAGCAGCAGCAGCAGCAGCAGCAGCAGCAGCAGCAGCGGGCGCGGCGGCAGGCGUCCAGCAAGGGCGCGGGGGCGGGCAGGGGAGCGCCGCCCAAGCCGCCGUCCAUGGGGCUCGAGCAGCAGGUGCAGGCGGCGGGCAGCGAGGAGGAGAGGCUGGAGAAGGAGAGGGCGGCGCAGGCGGAGGCGAUGGCGCUGGGGUUCACGCGAGUGGCGCCGCUGCUGGGCGAGCUCGCCACGCCCGCCACGGCCGCCUGCCUGCACCACCACCUCGCCUUCACUCGCGCUGCCAACUCGCCCUCCGCCCAGCCGCCCCCCUCGGGCCUCUCUGCUGACCGCAUGCAUCAGUUUGUGGCGGCCGUGGCACACGAGCAGGAGGCAAUGGGCAAGCGCACGGGGGUGGCGGCAGCGGCGUUGGGGCUGCAGGAGAGGGAGGUGGUGGUGGCGGAGAGCGACGCCACGCUCUACAUCGACGCCCCGGGCGCGCCCAAGACGCUUGUGGGCCAUGGCCGCCUCUACCUCACCCCUCUCGCCCUCUACUUCCAGGCGGACGCCACGGGCUUCCUGCGCACGGUGGCGGGGCGGGUGGAGCGCUUUGAGCUGGCAGCGGUGGGGGCGGAGGCGGCGGUGGAAGCGGUGGCGCCGGACGCGCUGGCCCUCAACGUCUUCUCCAUGACUCGCUCCCUCGCCCUCUCCUCCCGCCUGCAGUCAACGUGGACGGUGGAGUUCAUAGAGUACAAGCUGCAGCGCCAGCGCGACCUCUGGCAGGCGCUGCUGGGGGAGGUGCUUUCUCUGCACGCCUUCCUCGCUGACUACCGCCCCGCGCCCAGUGAGGUGCUGCCAGCUGGCACGCAGGAGGCGGAGGAGUAUGAUGACGACGCGCUGAGUGAUGACGUCAGCGAUGAUGAUGAGGGGGAGGUGGAGGAGGAUGAGGAGGGGGAAGAGGGGGAGGGGAGUGAGGAGGAGAAGGAGGAGGCGGAGAAGCCAUCAUUGGAGGUGUUGCUGGUGGAGGAGGGCAGCCAGCAGGCCAUGUGGAUGAUGGUCAAUGCCGUGCUGCAGCUGCAGGUGCGCUCACCUGCUCACCUCAUGUUCACUGGGGUGGGAGGGAAGGGCAGAGAAGGCACGGCCCUGCAAACGGUGAUCGGCAGCACGCCCGCCCACCCGUGCCGCGUGCUGCCCUUCUCGUGGGCGCGCACCGUGCCCGAGGGCCAUCUGGUGGAGCAGGCGCUGGCGCUGCUGCUGUGGGGCCCGCAGCGCCUGCCCGCCCUGCGCACCGCCAAGUGGUCCGCCAAGCGCCUCGCGCUGCUGCUGCAGGGGGGGCGCGGAAAGGAGGGGGGUGUCGGGGGGAGGGGGGCAACGGUGAUGUCUCCUAGAGAGCUGUUCCUGAUGAGUAAAGGGGGGCAGGGGAGUGGGUUGGGGCAGGGUGGGGAGGAGGAUGAGGGGGAUCGGAGUGGCCGGGGGGAGGCGUGGAGCGGCACAGCUGGGGGGCUCAGGCCUCUGGGGCGGUCGGCUUCCUGGAAGCUUCAGUCGUCGGUGUCGUUCUGGAAAGGGAGGGAGGGGGGCGGGUCGAUGGCGAGUGAGGGAUCGGUGGGGGGUGGGGAGGAGGAGGAGGACGAGGAGGAGGAGGAGGAGAGGGGGUUUGGUGAUCGCAUUCAGAUGAAGCUGGAAAAGGCUGUGCGCGUGGCAAGGGAGAGGGAGGAGCAAGCGGACAGGGCGCAGGCGUCAGUGGAGGGGUCGCUCAUAGACGACAUCCCCAGCAACGUCACUCUCCUCCUGCAUCUGCUGCGCCCGGUGUACAGCGGGGUGCGGGCGGCAAUGGACAUCAUCCAGUGGAAGGAGCCGCUCGCCACCAUCCUCGCCGCCAUGCUCGCCCUCUUCCUCGUCAACGGGGGAUACUUCUGGCUUCUACCGGCGCUGCUGCUGCUGCUCCUCGCCUCCAUCAUCAUCUUCUACCGCCUCACCAACCCUUCCUCGCCGCCUUCCCAACCCUCCUCUCUCCCUCACGGCCCCGGCUCCCCCAAGUCGACAGCCUCACAGCUGGCCCCCGGCAGCCCCGCCCUGGCCCCCUCACCGGCGCCAGCAGCGUCAGCAGCAGGGCGGUGGGGCAGGGGGGGCGGGGCGAUGCGGCUGCUGGUGGUGGAGAUGGAGCCGACGCCCACGACCAUGGCGCAGGUGCUGAUGGUGAAGGACGGCAUCGCCGCUGCGCUCACCGUCUUCCAGCGCAUCAACGUGGCGCUGCUCAAAGUGCGCAGCAUCUUCCAGUCCGCCGAGCCGCAGGUUGAAUACCGAUAUUGGCCCCACACUCAUCUUGUGCAUUUGUGCCCUGCUCCCACUUGCCUGCUAUUGGCUGGGAUCGAUGCUUGCAGUCAUCAUCCACCCCUCCACCUGUGCAUCACCCCUCCACCUGUGCAUCACCCCUCCACCUGUUCAUCACCCCUCCACCUGUGCAUCACCCCUCCACCUGUUCAUCACCCCUCCACCUGUGCAUCACCCCUCCACCUGUGCAUCACCCCUCCACCUGUGCAUCACCCCUCCACCUGUGCAUCACCCCUCCACCUGUGCAUGACCCUUCCCCCACAGCUCUCAGACAAAGUGCUGCUGCUGCUGCUGGCGGGGGCAGCGGCGGCUGUGGUGGUGCCACUGCUGGUGCCGGCGCGGGUGAUCGGCACGGUGGCAGUGCUGCACCUCUUCUCCGCCUACUUCAACUUCCAGAAGCAGAAGGGCGGCCCGCAGACCUCCUCCAUGGGCCACAAGCUGCGGCGCUGGUGGCAACUCGUGCCCGUGCCCCCCGUCAGGGUCGUCGUUGCCGGCUCUGCUGCCGCUGCUGCGGCGUCCACAACUGCCUCGGGUGGCGACAAGGUGAAGUAA